AUGGCUACCUCUGCUGAGAAACCUACCAUGACGGACAAUUCCAACGCCAUCGCCCGUCCGGUGCCGCGCAAGUUCAAAGCGUCUGACCUCCCGCUCCCUUCUGCGACCCGGGCUGCCAUCGAGAGCCUGGCACACAGCUUCAAAAAGGAAGGCGCGUACGACUUGAUUCGAAAGCAAGUGUGGGAUAAGUUCGAAGCCAGCGACUACGAAGCGCAAGUCACAAAGGCCAUCCUCGAAGUGGCAGAGAAGGAGGUCGAGCGCAAUCCUCAGCAGCUGCUGACCUUGGAUCCGCGCAAGGCCGCAGCUCUCAUUGACGGCGCUCUUGAACGAUCCGGCGUCUAUCACAAAGCCGAGGACGUCAUCGGCCAGCUUAUAGACCUCGACGCCAUUGAGGAACGGAUUCGAGAGAUUCGCCGGGCCGACAUUGGCGAAGACGCGGCCGAGGCUGAGCGGCUCCGUGGCUCCAAGACCGAUGAGGAGUACGCUGCAGACACAGAGGCGCGGCAAGCUGAGCGGGAACGCGUGAGAGAAGAACUUCGCCAAAAGGAACUGGCCAUUGACGAGGAAAAGCGCCGCAUCGCCAAGGAGGAGCGCAAGAAGGAAGAACGCGAACGCGAACAAGCCGAGCUGAAGCGGCAAGAAGAGAGAGACGGGCGGCGUAGAAAGCGAGAAGAGGACCGUGCCGAAAGGGAAAGGGUGCGUGACGAGGAGCGGGAGAAAAGACACAAAGAGCGUGAACUCCGAGAAAAGGAGAGGGAGCAGCAACGCGACCGUGACCGAUCAAGAGACAGGGAUCGGGACAAGGAUCGCGACCAGGAAAGGUACAGGGACAGCAACAAGGACCGUGGACGAGACCACUCGCGAGAUCGCUCCCUCGACCGCGACAGGGAAAGGGCCUCAAAGGCCAAAGAGGCAGUGCAGGAGCAAAAGCUCUCCAAGGAGGACAACGAGAGACUGGAACAAGAAGCCUUGGCGGACUUGCUGCGAGAAAGCUCCAGGUCUGAUCAUGCCAAGGUCGAGCUCGAGGUUGACGCGGCCCUCGCCCCGCCUCCGAGGAAAUCCGUGCCGGCUUCUGCGAUUGACCCCAUCAGAAGAGACUCCCGCAAAGUUGCCGAAAGCGGCUCCCGAAGCGAAAGGCGAGAGUCGCAGGCUCCGGCAGACUCGAAGCCGACUGGCUUGCGAGACGGGAGACGAUCGAGCCGUAGCGCCUCUCGUGCCGGAGACAGAGACCGCAACGCGGCUCGGGAGAGGAGCCGCCGUCGCGAAGACAGCCGGAGACGGGAUAGACGGUCGCAGUCCCCCCAGCGAGAAAGGAGCCGGUCCCGAGACCGCAACAGACGACGGGACAGGAGUCGCUCGCGGCUAAGACGCGACAGGUCGCGUUCUCGGCACAGACGAGACCGCGUCCGCGACCGGAGCCGCUCGACGCGACGCAGGGAGCGCACGCGGUCGCCGCUGAGGUCGGAGCGGCGCGACCGGAGCAGCUCCGAGCGACAGCGGUCCCGCACACCUGUCCGCGCGGAAAGACGGGCGCGGAGCCGCUCCCGAGCCAGACGCGACCGGAGCCUGUCGAGAGACAGCCGACGCGGCGCGGCCGCCGACCACUACGACCCUCGGGCCUCGGCUCGGUCACCGCAGGUGCGACGGCACAGCCACGAUCGGCAUCGCGACAGAGCGAGAGACAAGGACAGAGACAGGAACCGCGACCGAGACGCCGAGCGCGAGAGGGGUCGGGACCGCUCCCGCUCCCGCUCCCGCUCAGGUUCCCGCUCCCGCCCCGGCGCCGCUGUCGUCCGCACCGCCUCGGCCGUCCGAGAAGAGCUGGAGGAGCGGAAGCUCGUAGAGGUGAAGAAGCGCGAGAAGGAAGCCAAAGCCUACCUAGCCGCCCAGAAGUACGCCAAGGCCAAGGGUCUUCCCAUCCCAGGCGUGGACGACAAAAAGACCACGCGAGAAGACCGUCGAGACGGCCGCCGUGACGAAAGACGGCGCAGUCGGUCGCGGAGCAAUAGUCGUGAUAGGAGGUACAGGGACAGAGAUCGCGACAGGGACAGGGACAGGGACAGGGACAGGGACAGGGACAGGGACAGAGACAGAGACAGGGACAGGGACAGGGACAGGGACAGAGAUCGUGACAGACACCGCGACAGAGACAAGAGUCGCACCCGUGACCGGGAUCGCGACAGAGACAGGCGCGACAGGUCACGCCACAGUCACAGAGACAAGGGCAGAGACCGCGACCGAGACGCGGACAAGGACGACCGGCGACGCAGAGACAGGAGGAGCUUGUCUCCUCGUAGAGACCGACGGCGUACGAGAUCGCCUAGCCGGCGCCGCAGGAGCAGGAGUCGCUAG
Ustilaginoidea virens is the source of this 2352-nucleotide messenger RNA. RefSeq lists its product as uncharacterized. The coding region runs from base 1 to 2352 and encodes 783 amino acids. NCBI's taxonomy places the organism in Eukaryota, Fungi, Ascomycota, Sordariomycetes, Hypocreales, Clavicipitaceae. The record is from RefSeq and is a predicted model, not a curated record. The transcript has 3 exons.